AUGUCAGCAACAGUAUCACAAGUAAAAAGCGUUUAUUUAUUUAAAAAUGGUUAUGGUUUAAUAAUAAAACAAUUUGAUUUACCAUACAAUAGAACAAAUGUUGAAUUAGUUGAUGAUAUAUUGCCAAAACAACCGACAUAUGGAACAUUUUGGAUACAAUCAUUAACACCUGAUGGUAAGACAUCUCUAACUAUUCAAAUAUUGUCUUUAUCAGCUAGUCGAUUUAAGAGUAUUUCUGCAAAAAAGGAUCAACAG
Messenger RNA from Didymodactylos carnosus, 255 nucleotides. NCBI's taxonomy places the organism in Eukaryota, Metazoa, Rotifera, Eurotatoria, Philodinida, Philodinidae. The record is from the annotation of a GenBank genome assembly.